Molecule: messenger RNA, 1080 nt
Organism: Theileria annulata
Lineage: Eukaryota; Apicomplexa; Aconoidasida; Piroplasmida; Theileriidae
Product: ribosomal RNA methyltransferase (FtsJ)
Exons: 1
Coding region: 1-1080 (359 amino acids)
Biological process (GO): cytoplasmic translation; tRNA methylation
Cellular component (GO): cytoplasm
Molecular function (GO): tRNA methyltransferase activity
Source: RefSeq, a predicted model, not a curated record
AUGGCUCAUACCACUAAGGAGAAUAGAGAUAUUUAUUAUCGGAAGGCCAAAGAAGAAGGGUUUAGAGCAAGAAGCGCAUACAAACUUUUACAGAUUUUUGAGUCAUUCCAUAUUCUUUACCCUAAACUAGACGAAGAAUCAGCUUUGUCGAUUCUUUUAAACUCUUCGUGCUCAUAUUGUGAACAUAAUAUAAAUAAAAAUGAUUACAUUGAUAAAAUUGUUAUUUCAGAACGCACUAAAGAAAACUUAUGUUCUACUGGCCCAGGUUCUGAUUCUGAGUCAGAUGAUUACUCAGAACUUGGUUUAGUGGAUUAUGUAAAAAUUAAACGAAACUGCCUUGAAUUAGGAAGAAUCAAAAACGUAGUUGACCUCUGCUCAGCUCCAGGAAGCUGGUCGCAACUCCUCAGUAAAAUGGUCCACGAAGACUACGAAACUCUGAAAAACGCUUGCAAGAAACUUCAAACCCAACAGGAAGUAUGUAAAAACUUGGUUGAGUACGUAAAUAUUAAGCCGGUGAUUGUGGCAAUAGAUAUUCAACAGAUGGCGCCAAUUGAAGGAGUCCGUUUUUUAAAGGGGGACAUAACUGACCCUGAAAUAUUGAAGGAGGUCCUGCAACUCUUCAUUGAAAACGUAUCUAGAAACAUAAAUCAGGCUUACGGAGGAGAAUAUGAUGAAAAACUCAGAAGAAAUGCACAACUGAUAACCUGCGAUGGAGCCCCUGAUAUUAGUGGACUCCAUGAAACAGACUCCUUUCUACAGUCUUACUUAAUAAAAUCAGCCCUUUCAGUUUGUUUUUCACUUCUCGACCCUGAUGGCUGCUUCAUUUGCAAGACCUUCUUUAGCUCAGAAAACACUCCGAUUUUCACUCAGGUAUCCUCUUUUUUCGACUACUGUACAAUAUUCAAGCCUAGCGCCUCACGUUCUUCAAGCUUUGAGCACUUUAUAGUUGCUGUGGGUUACAAACCCUUUGGUCACAUUUUGAAUACGCCUAAAUCACAAGAAAUUGAUGAUGAAAGAGAAAUUGACUCUGAGCUUAAAGAGAUUAUUAAAGCGGCGGGGAAGGCAAUAUCCUGGGACUAG